CCAGAAUCGUCUAGAGUAAGUACUGAAUUGACAUACAUAAAAAGGCGGUUUGGAGUUGUGAUGUUAUAUCACGGUUAUCAGCUCACGUUAAAAAGAAAAGGUAAAGAUGGUUCUGAGGUUUGGACCUGUGUUGAUGCUAGGAAAAUGGCAUGCAAAGGAUGGCUCUGUAUAAAGAACACCAUCGAAAAGGUAUGUAUUUUAGUCAGCAGGCCAAACGGACAAGGAUUGAUCUUCAGAGGCUACAUGUUCUAUAGGCACUUCCCUAUCAAAAACGGAUUCAGAUGGCGGUGCUCCAAAUUUCAUGCGUCUCAGCCUUGCAAGGCGUACCUUCAUCUCACUACACUCAUCGAAAUGGCUACCACAGGGAGGAAGUGGCUUCUCCAUGAAGGCUAUACGUUCUUCUACCGGUACAAGCUGAGGGUAGGCCAUAAAUGGGUCUGCACGAACUUCCCAAGGUGCAAAGCUUACUUGUGCGUCACGGAUAGCUUACGCAUCUUCAAGCAGUUCGUGUUUCACCCACACGAGAAGAGGACGGUGCACAAAUGCGCCGAUGGCAAAUAUGUGAGAUAGCUGUUAUUCUAUUUCACGCAGUAAUUGAUACAAAAGUAUCAUACGUACAUACUUUAUUUAACUGCAUAUUGAAAUUCAUUACAUUUCUUAUUAUUUUUUGGCAAUUGAGAGAGCCUUGAUGACUUGUAACUAUAUCUUACCUAGUGCGGUCUUCAGUUUCACCCAAACAAUAAUUUGAAGCUGUAUAAAAACUGUUAUUGAUGCAAAUGUUUGUGAUGAGAAAAUUAACGACUUUAUUGUCAUUAUUAUACUUUUACUGAUAAUGCUUAUGCAGCAAAUCAGUUUCGCCUACCUGGGUUAGUAAAAUAUAAAAUAGUGAGUACGAACCAAUAUCCAAUUCGAAUAGUUUGCAAGUGCAAAUUAUUAUCAUUGUUAAAUUAGUACUGAUUUUUAGUUCUCGUUACGUCCGUUGUGUUGCUGUUCAAGUUUCCAUACAGAAUUUGGCAAUGACAUUUCAGACACGAAAACUAUUCGAAUUCGAUAUUGGUUCGUGCUAAGGGUACUCAUUUACGGCGUUGCCGCCUAACGUGGGGUUAGGCGGCAACGCCUAACUACUGGUGCAGUUAUCAAAUUCUAAAAGAUAAAAAAAAACUCAAGAAAUAUGCUCAUAUGUUCUCAUUAAAACUUAAAAGUAUAUGUAAUAAUUGGUACAGUUUUAUUUUGAAAAGAACUAAUAUAUUUUUAUCAUUUAAAGUUCUUAUGAUUUCGUAAUAAUCCCUAUAACUAAACUUGAGAAGUAUGGUUUAUUCAUAUCGUUCCAAAAAUCUUCAAAAUAUAAAAAAGCAUCGCUGGCGACAUCGACAUAGCUUCCAGAAUCAGUAGACUGAAGUAGUAGUGGGUUGGCCAUAUUUUUCGUAGAGCCGAUGGCCGUUGGAGCAGGCGAGAAGAGCUCUCAAGGACUCGUCGCCUGCCCUUCUCUUCUCGUCUGCUCCUUCCUAGCAUCGAAAUUUAAAAAAAUAAGAACUAGAACUCCCCCGUCUUACUUGUUCUUUAAAAAUAACUACAAAUUCUAGGUAAGUACUUGACUAAGUACACACACAUUCAGACUGUGUCGGGUUAUUAUGUUACAUAUUACCACUAUAACAGUUAAAUAAUUAAAAAGAACGCUUUAAUUCGCACCAAAAGAAAUGUGACCUCUUCCUUAAGUCAACCUUGGCAACAAUGGCAUGGAACCUUCCAUUUUUGAGUCUGUCUCAAAACUUCUCCAGUUUUAUAUUUACUCUACGCUCUCAUUUACAGCUAAAAUUGUCAUCAUGACAAAUAAUAAAAAGAGAUUGUACCACAACGGCUUCCUUUACUAUAAAAAGAACGCAACUGUUACAAAUCGAGGCCGAUGGUACUGCGUGUCGUAUCCCCGGUGCCAGGCUUGCGUGUUGAUCGACCACAAGAUGCGAGUGAUCUCGGACAACGAUUGCCAUACCCACCCCGUGAGAAAUAUCCGUCAAACACCGCAAGGGACUUACCAUAGUAUGAGAGGCAAAAAUGUGAAAAUUUAAAUUGAUUCAAAACUAAUCACGAGCUCCAAAUUUGACUUACCGUGAUGUGUUACUCGUAUAUCACAACUAAUUGUAAAAGUUGGGUAAAAAAUAUGUUAUCCAACUUUUACAAUUAGUUGAAAAAGAUGUCGCGGUGAAUUCUUGCAUGAAAUAUUAAACUAUUUUAAAUUGUGACCAUGACAAAUAAUAAAAAGAGAUUGUACCACAACGGCUUCCUUUACUAUAAAAAGAACACAAUUGUUACAAAUCGAGGCCGAUGGUACUGCGUGUCGUAUCCCCGAUGCCAGGCUUGCGUUUUGAUCGACCACAAGAUGCGAGUGAUCUCGGACAACGAUUGCCAUACCCACCCCGUGAGAAAUAUCCGUCAAACACCGCAAGGGACUUACCAUAGUAUUAGAGGCAAAAAUGUGAAAAUGUAAAUUGAUUCAAAACUAAUCACGAGUUCCAAAUUUGACUUACCGUGAUGUGUUACUCGUAUAUCACAACUAAUUGUAAAAGUUGGGUAAAAAAUAUGUUAUCCAACUUUUACAAUUAGUUGAAAAAGAUGUCGCGGUGAAUUCUUGCAUGAAAUCCCAAACUAUUUUAAAUUGUGACCAUGACAAAUAAUAAAAAGAGAUUGUACCACAACGGCUUCCUUUACUAUAAAAAGUACGCAACUAUUACAAAUCGAAGCCGAUGGUACUGCGUGUCGUAUCCCCGAUGCCAGGCUUGCGUGUUGAUCGACCACAAGAUGCGAGUGAUCUCGGACAACGAUUGCCAUACCCACCCCGUGAGAAAUAUCCGUCAAACACCGCAAGGGACUUACCAUAGUAUUAUAGGCAAAAAUGUGAAUAUAUAAAUUGAUUCAAAACUUAUCACGAAUUCCAAAUUUGACUUACCGUGAUGUGUUACUCGUAUAUCGCAACAUACAUUUUUUUUAUCUAAUUUUUAUAAUUAGUUGAAAAAGAUGUCGCGCUGAAUUCUGGCAUGAUUGUGUGAAAAAAUCCCAAACUAUUUAUUCUCGGAGUUAGCUGUCAAAAUGUUAUUGGUUCCGGCAGACCUCUUACUGCUACAUAUCUACCAUAUUCCUAAAAUAGACUUGAAGCACGGCUAUAACCAAAGGGGUUACAGCUGAUUUAGUUUUUUUGAUAUCAACUUUUUGUAUUCGAUCAGAUAGAUAUGAUUUAAUAAGGCCGACUGAUUUAAUAAAGACACCAUAAUGCCCCAGUUUCAUCAAUAAUGUAUCGAGGUUAACGCAAUCAAAAGCUUUAGAAAGAUCACAGAAUAUACCUAUUGCAUCUUGCCUGCCUUCCCAGGCUUCAAAAAUGUUUUUCAAGUGUAGUUUCAGAGUCUGUAGUGGAUUUACCCUUGGUGUAUCCGUAUUGAUUGCAAUGAAAUAACUUGUUAAGGGUAAGAUAAGUUGAUAACUGGUUAAAAAUAAUCUUUUCAAAAAUUUUGCUCAAGACUGAUAAUAUAGAGGUAGGAAGUUAGUAGAGUCAUUUUUAUCUCCAUAUUUGAAAAGUAUUUUUGAUUAGGCUUGGAAAGAUCCCUUCAUCAUAGCAAUUGUUAAAUAUGGGAGCAAUAUCAGAAAUUAUUGCUUUGAUAAUAUUAGUUGAGAUAUCCCCAUAGAUCCUCUGUUUUCUUAUUAUUAAGUGAUUAUAAAGUUUUGACGAUAUAAUCUCAACAUUCAUAUGUCUCAAAUGAAAAGAUUCCUUAAUCUUGUUUACACUUGACUCUAGGAGGGCAACAGCACUGAUUGAACAUGAUCUGGAGCUACUAGUUGUAUCUAUAGGUAUUCGGUAGAAAAAGGCUGCAAAUAGGGAAUCUACUUCGUUAUCAGAUUCAAUGACCCUGUCAUUUACCUUUAGCGAAUAAGUGUUUCCGUUAUUUUUCGUCUUUCUUGUUACUUAGUUUAUUACAUUCCAAACAGUUUUUACUUUAUUAUUUGAGACACAGUUUUUGUU
Molecule: messenger RNA, 4009 nt
Organism: Chilo suppressalis (striped riceborer)
Lineage: Eukaryota; Metazoa; Arthropoda; Insecta; Lepidoptera; Crambidae
Source: the annotation of a GenBank genome assembly